UAUUUAUGCAUCUAUAUGUUUAGUUACCCACCUAUCAUAUGAUCUGAAACUUAUUAUGUAAGUUAUAUACAUCCAACGAUGCCAAAUAAAGUUUUAAAGAAAUCGAUUUCAAUUGCUGAGAAAAAAACAAAUGGGAAUAGUGUAGAAGGUGCAAUCAACUCUCCUUUGCAAAGAUUUGUCAGAGCAAAAAAAAGAAUCACUCAGACUUAUGAUGAAAUAUUCAAGUAUUUGAAAGAAUCAAGGUUGUUUCUCAUUGACUGUGAUAUCAGUGAGGCUAGUGACAACGCUACAAGGUCAGACAUAAGACAUGUUGAUAACUUUUUAAAUCAAGCAUUGAGUAUCAAUGAAGUCCUGAAAAGAGACAGUAUGAAAGUUGCUUUUUUUGGUCGUACAAGUAAUGGAAAAAGCACAGUUGUUAAUGCAAUGCUGUCUGAUAAAAUUCUUCCAGCUGGUAUUGGACACACAACGAAUUGUUUUGUCAGUGUGCUUGGUGGUGAUAGCGAUGAGGCUUUUAUGGUUGAUACUUCAAAUGAAAAGGGUGAGAGAAGAAGUGUUGAGUCACUACAACAAUUAGCGCAUGCUCUUCAUAAUCAAAAACUUGAUAGCAGUAGCUUGUUAAAAGUAUACUGGCCUACGUCAGGAUGUCCUUUACUUAAAGAUGAUGUUGUUUUUGUGGACAGUCCUGGUAUAGAUGUCAGCCCUGAUUUGGAUAGCUGGAUUGAUAAGCAUUGCUUGGAUGCAGAUGUUUUUGUUUUGGUUGUUAAUUCAGAAUCUACCAUUAAUCACACGGAAAAAAGUUUUUUUCAUAAAGUCAAUGACAAGCUAUCAAAGCCAAACAUUUUUAUACUGAACAAUAGAUGGGAUGCGUCUGCUGAAGGCGAUCCUGAGAUGAUUGAACUGGUAAAACAGCAGCAUAUAGAAAGAACGACAGAGUUUUUAGUCGACGAUUUAAAAUGUAUACCACGAACAGAGGCAUCUAAUAGGAUUUUCUUUGUAUCAGCUUUAGAGAUGUUAAGACAUAGAAUGAGUCAGAAAAAGGCAGUAAGCAGGAUUGAACGUAUACCGUCAAUAGAUGAGGAACAUCAAUUUAAUGAAUCAGAAUAUCGCAUGGGUAAAAUUGCAAGGAGACAGGAAUUUGAAGAUUUCGAACUCAAGUUUAAAGAAUGUAUUUCAAAAUCUGCAAUAACAACAAAAUUUCAUGGACAUGCUGCAACUGGUGUGGCUAUUUCCAAAGAGAUGGCGCAAAUAAUGGAGCAAAUUUUAGCCAGAGCUUCCUCUCAAAGACAGUGGUGUAAAGCAGAAAGAGAAGACCAGCAAGAAACAUUAGAUUUUAUGACCUCGAAAUUGAAACAAGUAACAGAAAAUCAAAAAUCAAAAAUUUUAAAUAUUACUGAAGAAGUGGAGAUACAGGUUACAAAAGCAAUGUCAGAAGAAAUUCUUCGACUUGGGCACCUUGUUGGUGAUUUUGAUUAUCCGUUCCAUCCGCAUGCAGGAUAUUUACGUAACUAUAAAAAUGAAUUGCAUGUCCAUAUAGAAAAGGGACUUGGUAAAAAUCUGAAAGCGAGAUGCUCAGCACCUUUGAUAGAGUCUAUUGAAGAGUACAAAGCGGAGAUGCAAGAUCAAGUGUUUGCCCUUAUUCCCGCCAGUGCAUGCAGCUCAAGUUUGCCACUCACUCCAAGGACAAAUUUCGCAGUAAGCUAUGAGUUAGAUGUUCCCAACUUGUGUUCAGACUUUCAAGAAGACGUCACUUUUAAGUUCUCUUUGGGAUGGACAAAUUUAGUGAAUAAAUUUAUCACCCCAAGAAAUCCACGGUUAGCAUUAUUACUUGGAGCACCGGUAAGGCGCAGCACAAUCUAUUUUCCACAACAUGAAUCACCAUCGAAGCCACUCGCACCUGUUCCUUCUGAAGAAGAAUCUCAUCACUUCAAAAAAAGACAGUUGAUAUCAAGAGAAGAUGACGACAUGAUUGAACCAUUGUCAAGACGUGACGAGGAUGAACUAACAGUAGCUGUAAUCCAAGGAUUGAGCAGUCUAGGAUCAACCACUGCAAUGGGAAUAGUGGUGGCAGCAAGUUUAGUGUGGAAAACAGUGGGUUGGAAGUUGGUACUCGGUGGUGUUUCAGCGUAUUCACUCGUAUAUUUGUAUGAACGUGCAAUGUGGACUAAUGCUGCGAAAGAAAAAGUAUUUAAAAAUCAGUUUGUGGAAUAUGCAAGUGAGAGGCUGCAGUUGAUUGUGAGUUUCACAAGUAAAGGAUGCAGCCAUCAAAUUCAACAGGAAUUAUCAACUACUUUCGCUCAACUUGCAUCUCAGGUGGACACAGCUCAGGAAAAACUAAAAACUCGAAUAGAAGAACUUGAUGAAGAAAUAAAGAGGCUUGAGGAUAUCGAGGCAAAGGCCAAGUUAUAUAGGAAUAAAGCGUCUUGGCUUGAAAGUGACUUAAACUCGUUCGUAAAAGAGUUUAACCUCAGUCCGAGCAAACUGUGAGAUAUUCACUUGUUAUUUCCCGAUGUUUUGUGAUGUGUUUACACGAAGUUCUGUGUCUCGUUCACUAUGUUGACGUAAUAUUUAGCCUCACUUGUUCAUGCAGAAAAAGGUUUGGCUACUAACAGUUGAAACAAAUGAGAAAACAUGUUAGAAUUUUAUUAGAGUGUUAUUUAUUUAUUUGCUAAAAGCUUUACAUGAAUCACUUUUUUUUUUAUUUCAAGCUACGCGUUUGAAAGAGGAAAACUUUUCGAUAUGGGGGCUAAGAUCGGAAAUCUAGAAAUUUUUAUUAUCUUUCUGAAAUUUUCAGAAAACAGAAAAGCGUGUUUCGCAACACAAAUUUAUUUAUGUUUACUUUGUCAUCCAAACAGGAAAAACAGCAUCCGUAAUUAUUUUCAACAUUUUAAGUGUUCUCGUUAAUCGUUUUCUGUCAAUUUUAAACGUCUCAGUUCGCGACUCUGACUCGUCGAGCAAAGUGGCAUUCAAAGCACGCAAAUAUUGACUUGUUAAUAUUUCUACUUCCUUCACAAUGCCACUAAUUGCACCUUACAAAUCCCGCCAUUUUCGUCAUCAUUUUGUUUGCAGUUAUGAGGCGAUUUUAACAUGUUAUACAUUUGUGUUUGUAUAAAGAAGUCGUACCUUGUAGAAUUUGUGAAAAUUUUAUUUUAUAAACAUCAUAAAAUGAGAAUACUGCUAUAACUCUA
Messenger RNA from Hydractinia symbiolongicarpus, 3185 nucleotides. Its product is annotated as mitofusin-2-like. Gene Ontology annotation, cellular component: mitochondrial outer membrane. The transcript has 19 exons. Lineage: Eukaryota; Metazoa; Cnidaria; Hydrozoa; Anthoathecata; Hydractiniidae. The record is from RefSeq and is a predicted model, not a curated record. Gene Ontology annotation, biological process: mitochondrial fusion; mitochondrion localization. Bases 79 to 2484 code for a protein of 801 amino acids. Gene Ontology annotation, molecular function: GTP binding; GTPase activity.